This is a messenger RNA of Brugia pahangi, 723 nucleotides long. NCBI's taxonomy places the organism in Eukaryota, Metazoa, Nematoda, Chromadorea, Rhabditida, Onchocercidae. The record is from the annotation of a GenBank genome assembly.
AUGUUAGCAGAUUACAAUAUUUUUGGUGAUCUUUGUGAUCGAAUUUCACCAUUUUACGAUUUUGGCGUUUAUUUAUUACGUGGUCAUACGCUAUUUACGUUAACUUUCCUCAUAAUAGCAUUGAUAAUAUUUGUUGUGACAGUUUGCCAUCAUCGUAACGUACGUCGACAAAACAACGUAUUAAGCGGAGAAACACGUGAAUGUAAACCACAACGUCGACGUGAAAUGCUCUUUAACACACUUCUCCUAUCCAUUUGCGCAUAUUUUUUCUCAAUUGCUGGUCAAUCAUUUGUUGAAAUAGCUGUUUUCUGGGCGGAAAAUCGUGAAGAUGCAACGGAAUGGGCUCGUUGGUUUCAAUUAGCAAGAAUUACCGCAUUUGUUGACCCACUUUUCAAUCCGUUAUUGGUUAUAUUAAGGAUACCAACAUUAAGUGCUAAGUUACGGUGGAUUGGUCGUUAUAUUACCAAUAUGACAUUAUUAUUUUGUUGUCAUAAAAGAGCCAAGAAAAGAAAGCCAAAGCCAAAACGAAUAUUAGGAUCCGCUACCGGGGUGUCCUCAACUAUUCCUCAUAGUAUACAUUCCGAUGAUUUCUUUUCCAAGUUAUUAUGCCAUCGAAAUUUUCCAUCGAAAUUACCAUCAACAUAUCGUCGCAGUAAUAGUGGCACUAUUGUUGGUAAUAGAUUUCAUGCAAGAGCACUUAAUUUUGUCCUUCAAGAUUUAUAG